GUGAUGCAUGUUUUCUUUGCAGUUUACGUGUGAACUUAGACAUGGGCAAAGCAGCCUAUGGGUGGAUGAUUAUGAAGGAUGACAAUAUACCUGGAACAGUUGUCCGAACCAGCACCAUACCAGAAGAAUUGGGUCGUUUAGUAUAUUUGCUAACGGAUAAGACAGGAACGCUGACCCAGAAUGAGAUGAUAUUUAAGCGCCUCCACCUAGGUACUGUCUCUUAUGGGACAGAUACAAUGGAUGAAAUUCAGAGUCAUAUUAUAAGUUCUUACUCACAGAUGCAUUCCCAGUCCAGUGGAAACAGUACCAGUUCAACACCUUCCAGAAAAACCCAGUCUUCUGCACCCAAAGUCCGCAAGAGUGUCAGCAGUCGGAUACAUGAAGCUGUGAAAGCUAUUGCACUGUGUCACAACGUAACUCCCGUGUAUGAAUCCCGCACUGGAGUGACUGCAGAAACAGAAUAUGCAGAAGUGGAUCAGGACUUCAGUGAUGAAAAUCGUACAUACCAGGCUUCCAGCCCUGAUGAGGUAGCUCUGGUGCAAUGGACAGAAAGUGUUGGUCUUACUCUGGUUAACAGGGAUCUGACCUCAAUGCAACUGAAGACCCCUGGUGGACAGAUUUUGACAUACUAUAUUCUCCAAAUUUUUCCCUUCACAUCAGAAAGCAAGCGCAUGGGAAUCAUAGUCAGGGAUGAAUCUACAGGGGAAAUCACAUUUUACAUGAAAGGUGCAGAUGUUGCAAUGUCCACCAUCGUACAGUACAAUGAUUGGUUAGAAGAGGAGUGUGGCAACAUGGCACGAGAAGGAUUGCGCACUCUGGUUGUUGCCAAAAAGUCAUUAACAGAAGAACAAUACCAAGAUUUUGAGAAUCGAUAUAACCAAGCAAAGUUAAGCAUACAUGAUAGAGCCCUGAAGGUUGCUGCUGUUGUGGAGAGUUUGGAGAGAGAAAUGGAAUUGCUAUGUCUCACUGGAGUAGAAGAUCAGCUACAAACUGAUGUUAGACCAACUCUGGAAAUGCUGAGAAAUGCUGGAAUAAAGAUAUGGAUGUUAACAGGAGAUAAACUGGAGACAGCUACUUGUAUUGCAAAAAGUUCCCACUUAGUAUCUAGAACUCAAGAUGUUCACAUUUUCAGACCCGUAACCAAUCGAGGAGAAGCUCACUUAGAACUAAAUGCCUUUAGAAGAAAGCAUGACUGUGCUUUGGUGAUAUCUGGCGACUCUCUAGAGGUUUGUCUGAAAUAUUAUGAACAUGAGUUUGUAGAGCUGGCAUGCCAGUGCCCUGCUGUAGUGUGCUGUCGCUGUUCACCCACCCAGAAAGCCCAUAUUGUGAAACUCUUACAACACCACACUGGAAAACGCACAUGUGCAAUAGGUGAUGGAGGAAAUGACGUCAGUAUGAUUCAAGCAGCAGACUGUGGAAUUGGAAUUGAAGGCAAGGAGGGAAAGCAAGCUUCCUUGGCAGCUGACUUUUCUAUCACACAGUUUAAACAUAUAGGCAGGCUGCUGAUGGUACACGGUCGAAACAGUUACAAAAGAUCAGCAGCACUUGGUCAAUUUGUCAUGCACAGGGGCCUUAUUAUUUCAACUAUGCAGUGCACUGCACAUGGAAGCAUCUUAAGUAAUUUAGUAAUGCUCAGUUUUAAAAUGUGCUGUCUUCUCUUUUUCAAGGCUGUAUUUUCUUCAGUCUUCUAUUUUGCAUCUGUUCCUUUGUACCAGGGAUUCCUAAUGGUGGGGUAUGCAACUAUAUACACUAUGUUCCCGGUCUUCUCUUUAGUGCUGGAUCAGGAUGUGAAACCAGAAAUGGCAUUGCUAUAUCCAGAACUUUAUAAGGAUCUCACAAAGGGAAGAUCCUUGUCUUUUAAGACCUUCUUCAUCUGGGUUUUAAUCAGUAUUUACCAAGGUGGUAUUCUGAUGUAUGGAGCCCUGCUGCUUUUUGAAUCUGAAUUUGUACAUGUUGUUGCCAUUUCCUUUACUGCCCUAAUCUUGACUGAGCUCUUGAUGGUUGCACUGACCAUACGAACAUGGCACUGGUUAAUGGUGGUGGCUGAAUUCCUCAGUCUUGGCUGCUAUGUGGCCUCCCUUGCAUUUCUAAAUGAAUAUUUUGGUAUAGGCAGAGUGUCUUUUGGAGCUUUCUUAGAUGUUGCCUUUAUCACAACUGUGACCUUCCUGUGGAAAGUGUCAGCAAUCACUGUUGUAAGCUGUCUUCCACUUUACAUACUCAAGUACUUGAAGCGUAAAUUUUCUCCUCCAAGUUACUCCAAGCUUACCUCGUAAAAAUGACUAUGUUCCUACAGUUUUUUUCCACCAAGGCACUGAGAAUUGCUUAAGCAGACUCCUUGUGCUUCAAUGAGAGCAAAUAUGUCAAAUGUUAAAGAAACAAAAACAAACAAAAAAAAGAAAAGUGGAGUGAACAGAGCACAAAAAAGGAGGGAAUGUCUGACAGGUACUUGUAGGGAAGUACACUUUACCAUCAAAUAUAACUAAUGUUCAUUUUCAUGUUGGUUUUUCUUUAACUUUCAGUUGCUACAGUUAUGAAAUAAACCGAAUUAACCUUUGAGUUGACAAUGCUUCUGAAUGGUUUUGUUUCUGUUGUAAAGGAUUUUUUCUACUGCACUAAUCUUCUGCAAGUUGAACUGAAAGCUUAGUAUUACAUUAUUUCCCAACAAAUUCCAGUUCUUUCUUUGAUGUUUAUAUAUACAAAUAUUCAUUCCUAUUUAAAUACAAUACCACAAACCUAGAAUCUGUAAAUGCCGUUGUCUGUAUUUGCUGCUAUAUAAUACUCGUCAUCAAACAUUGAUAAUAUGCACUAUUUGAAUUAUGUACAGAUGUCUUCAUAGCACAGUAUUACUUUAGGAGCUGUUGUCCUCUUUUCUGUGAUCUCCAUUCCUGGCACUGGUAAAUAUUAACAGAUAUGUGAAUUCUGUGAUAUUGACAGCAGUUCUUUAAAUGCACAUGAAAGCCAAGUUGCACAAAAUCUGUAAAAAUUCCUGUACAUAAUUCCAUUGCACCUACUGAUUUGUACAGAACAUCAAAGACAUUGCUGUUCAGUAAAUAUGUUUUAAAAAUUCCUAGCCAUUUUGUAUUUGUAAAACUGCAAAUAGAUAGUGUCAAGGUGCAUUUCUAUAUAUCAGAAGUCCUAUAAACCUUGUAUUAGCGAAUAUGUUUAAAUUGCCUUGUAAUCUGUUUACUUAGGUUACUCAGGUAAAAUGAAAUGAGAUGAACAUUUUAUGUUAUGGUAGGAAAAUAUAUCAUUUUUCAAGAUGUAAUGUUUAUGUUUUUAUAAUCCAGAUUGUUAGUUACAAAAGAACUGAGGCAAGAUCUUCCUUGUCUGCUUUAAAUUGUCAUGGUUCUUCCCUGGACCUAUGACUCUUUAUGCCAGCUGAAGAUCUGGCCCAGAAAGUGAUAUUCACUCUUCUAAUACAAUAUGAAGGUCCGAACCAUAUGUACUGUAUUGGGAUGCAGGCUAUCUGUUAUUUUAUUUCCCAUUGUGGUAGAAAAAAUUGAUUUUUAUGCAAUACAUAUGACAGAUUAUUUGGCAUGGUCCAUCAUCUACUGAAAGAAAAAGCAUAAUUAUCCAUACUUCUUUAUUAAAACAAUAUUUAUUUGUACAUUUUUUAAAACACUUUAUAUUGAUGUCAUUUUUAUCACAGAUAUUUUUUGUUUGACUGUGUGUCUUUUUGACAUAAUUCCUUGUGUCUGACAUGUCCCUUAAAUCAUUUAUUACAAUGUUGUAUGAGUGAAACUUUUGCAAUGAUUAACAAUCUAACCACUUCCAGAAAACAAAGCUGUUGCAGAGCUGUUUGAACUGCACUACACUCCAUUUGUUUUGUUUUGAGAAUUUUUUUUUACCAGUUACCUACUUCUUAUUUUUUUUAACCUUUCGUUCUUCUUUGUAAGAGCAAUAAAGCCUAAUUGCUACCAAACACUA
Messenger RNA from Alligator sinensis (Chinese alligator), 3927 nucleotides. Its product is annotated as probable phospholipid-transporting ATPase IIB. Gene Ontology annotation, biological process: phospholipid translocation; retrograde vesicle-mediated transport, Golgi to endoplasmic reticulum; endocytosis. Gene Ontology annotation, molecular function: ATP binding; ATP hydrolysis activity; ATPase-coupled intramembrane lipid carrier activity. NCBI's taxonomy places the organism in Eukaryota, Metazoa, Chordata, Crocodylia, Alligatoridae. Gene Ontology annotation, cellular component: plasma membrane; endosome; trans-Golgi network. The record is from RefSeq and is a predicted model, not a curated record. The transcript has 18 exons. The coding region runs from base 42 to 2273 and encodes 743 amino acids.